AUGUCUGUGAAGAGCAUCGAUUCUGGUGUUGGCUAUUGUUCAGCGGCAAGUCGAUCCAAUACGCCUUCACCAACCACAAUCAACGAAGAUUCAACUGCCCCAAUUGCCAUUGAGAUUAAGGGUGAUAAACGAUUCAAUGGAUUGACAAUCAAAGAUGAGGGAAUCUAUAUGGAUGAAACUAUCGUCGUGAUUCUUCUUUAUACAACCCAGUUCUCAUCUGAAUGUACCUGUGAUGGACCCAGUUCAUAUCCAAUCGUGACUUGUGCUUCAAAAUCAGCCAACCUUGAUCUACCCAUUGGUAACAUUGUUAAAGCCCUUGAUUACCCAUCAUUGGGUCGUCUAUCACUACUGAAUGUGUCUAUUGAUCUAAGUCAACCUUUGACAAGUAAACCCAUUCAACACUUGCGUCUAGUCAAAGUAGCCUGGCCUUCAUCUCUUGAACCUUUUUCAGUAAACUCAUUGAGAUACUCUUUGCGUCGACUUGAAAUUAUCUCAUCAGGUCUUACAUCGUUUCCUUUCUCAUUUAUUUCAUCAAAUUAUUAUCUUCUUAAGGAUAUUGACUUGCGUUACAAUUCAUUUCAAUCAAUUCCUGAUUUUGCCUUCUCAUUCAAUUCAGCCUUAGAGACAAUUGAUUUAUCCCAUAAUGACAUUAGUUACCUUGGUUCUUAUGCAUUUGCACAACUACCAAACCUGAGGCAGCUCAUUUUGUCACACAACAAGUUGAAAGUGGUCAAUAAUUAUGCUCUAGCUGCAAACCACAAUGUAAACCGUAACAACCUUUUAAUUGACUUGACUUAUAAUAAAAUGUUUCAUCUGGCAACCGGAACAUUUGACAAUCAAACUCCAACUUAUCUCGAUCUAAGACACAACUCUCUAGUCUCACUUGACCAAACUGUCUUUCUCGACCUAAUCAAACGCAUGUCAAUGCAACCAGAGGGUCAAAUUAACGUCACUGACAAUUCAUUUCAAUGUACCUGUAAACGAACCCGUUGGUUGGUUGAGCUUCGAAAAGAAGAGAAAACUGUCAUUCAAGGAUUCACCUGUAAAUUUACUGCUGGAAAUGAUAAAGAUUUACUUUCGUUGACACUGAACGAUAUCAAUUGUUAAAUCGUGUAAAAAUAUAUAACAAAUUUAAAAUUCAUUUGCUUAAAGAUUCAUUUAAAACCAAAGGAAAAUGAAAUAUUAGAAACUCAAAUCAACUUCAUCUCAACAUUAGCUUUAAGCUGAAACAAUCUAUUUUCAUACACAACUUCAGAUCAUCAUUCAUUGUUUAAGCACUUGUACAGCUUGAAAAGCUAUUUUUCAAUUUCGAAUCAAGUUCCAUAUUUUUUCAAGUUCAUUUCUUCAAACUUUUCCUUUUGUCCAUUGUAUUGGAAAGUUGAAUUUAAGAUCUGAUUGAAACCUUAUUUACUUUGAGUUCAAUCUUCAAAUGAAUCCAGUCUAAUUAUUAUUAAUAGUUGCAAUUGCAAUUUCAAAAGCCACAAAACCUCAGAGGUUGACGCGACAAAAACUCGAAGCUGUUAAUUGUCAAAUGAGUCGAGCUGAUUUUUACCUUCAAAUGUCAUCUUUGGUCUUGACAUAACCUAAUGAGUCAUGAAAACUCUACAAGCAAAAGCUGUACAAAUAAUACAAAAUAACUCAAUGAUUUAAACUUUAAAUGAGCAAAUGAACUCAAUCUGUAGACUUGAAAGUUGGCUAAAAAUGACUUUAGGCCCAGUUUUGUGUAAACCAACUCAUUACAUUUCAAGCAAUUUUUAACAAUCCUUUUUGUCUUUCUUUUUUGUAAGCAACUUUGAAUAAAAUUUCAUCCUUAAUAGUCA
Tetranychus urticae (two-spotted spider mite) is the source of this 1820-nucleotide messenger RNA. The record is from RefSeq and is a predicted model, not a curated record. Lineage: Eukaryota; Metazoa; Arthropoda; Arachnida; Trombidiformes; Tetranychidae.